Molecule: messenger RNA, 1618 nt
Organism: Halteromyces radiatus
Lineage: Eukaryota; Fungi; Mucoromycota; Mucoromycetes; Mucorales; Cunninghamellaceae
Product: transmembrane amino acid transporter protein-domain-containing protein
Exons: 5
Coding region: 64-1362 (432 amino acids)
Biological process (GO): amino acid transmembrane transport
Cellular component (GO): vacuolar membrane
Molecular function (GO): amino acid transmembrane transporter activity
Source: RefSeq, a predicted model, not a curated record
CUUUUUUUCUUCUUUUUUUUUUUAUUUCCCCCUACUCUUAUUUAUUUAUCGACCAGUCAUCUUAUGGAAACAGAAAAAGCACCUAGUAUCCGAAGUAAAGUAGAACAUGAAGUAGAUUACCAAGAAGAUGCUCGUUCGGAAUCUUCCAUUAAUGAAUUUGGACGUGGUAAUGGUUCAUUUUUAACGGCGUACUUCAAUGUCACUUGUGUCGUUGCUGGUACAGGUACGCUAGGUCUUCCUCAUGCUUUUGCUCAAGGUGGUUGGUUAGGCAUCUUGAUUUUAAUGUUAUCUUAUGGAAUGGCUGUUUAUUCUGGUAUCGUUUUGAUUCGAUGUCUCUAUCAUAAACCUGGUCAUCGAAUUCAUGAUUACAAAGGAAUGGGUACUGCUGCUUUUGGUGUUACUGGUUAUAUCAUUGCUACCGCCUUACAUUGGCUCAAUCUUUUCGGUUGUCCCGCUCUUUAUAUUGUUUUGGCUGCUGGCAACUUUAGGACGUUAUUGAAAGGAACAUCUGGAGAAUUGACUCAAACAACUUGGACCUGUAUUAUUGGUUGUAUUUUACUUAUUCCUUCCUUACUUUUGAAAACACUUCGCGAAGUCACCAUUAUCUCAUCCGUUGGAGCUGUCUGUACUAUGAUCGCUGUCUUUAUUGUUUUGAUUGAAUCUCCUAUUUAUCACAACUCUCAUCCUGAUGUUGUGCGUGAUGGUGUUAUCUGGGAGGGUUUUCCUAGUGCUCUUGCUACCAUUGCUUUCUCCUAUGGUGGAAAUAAUACCUAUCCUCAUGUUGAACAUGCAUUGAAAAAGCCUCAUCAUUGGGCUUAUGCCUUGAUUGCUGGUCUUUCUACUUGUACCGGUUUAUACUUUUUGACAAGUAUUCCUGCUUAUUAUUCUUUUGGUAGAGGCGCUCAAAGUCCUAUUUACAAUUCCUUACCUGCCGGUGCUGGUCAAACUAUUGCUAUUAUUGUCAUGACCAUUCACGUUAUUCUGGCUAUUCCUAUCUAUACAACCUCCUUUUCUUUGGAAUUUGAAAAGUGGACUCGUGCUGAUGAAGAUCGUCUUGGCAAGUUUGGUGCUUGGGUUGCUAGAGCUGUGAUUCGUACUGCAACUAUGGCUAUUCUUGUUAUCCUUGCUAUCUUUAUUCCUUUCUUUGAUGAUUUUAUGGGUUUGAUUGGUGCUUUGGCCAACUGUGGUCUUGUCUUCCUUUUACCUAUCCUCUGCUACUUGAAGCUCACCGGAGUACGAAAUAAACCUUGGUAUGAAUUGGCUUUCUGUGCUUUGACUCUUCUUCUUGGUAUUGUCGGUGUGGUCUUUGGUUCCAAAGAGGCAAUCGAAAAUCUUCGUGAUGACUUCAAUCGUUCCAAAUGAACAACCAUCAUCAAGCGACAUGAUAUUGUCUUUUGAUUAUACCUUUUUUUUUCUCAACUCUUUCUCCUCCAUUUUUGUAAAAAUGAUAUAUUUUUAUUUUUAUUAUUUUAUUAUUAUAUUCUCUCCCUAUCAAAUUCUAUUCUUCCUCUCUUUUUAUAGAUUAGUUAUUGUUUAGUUAGUGUAAAUAGAAAAUUGUCUCAUUGUCUUCCUUUUUAAUCAAAUAAAAAUUAUAUACAUUUUUUUUUUUUUAAAAAAA